AUUUGUAUAAGUACCUAUUUAUGUUAUAAAAAGUCUAACCUAAGAUUGCAGUAAAUGGAAAAGUGAAAUAAUUGUCUGACUGUACUCCCGACAUUCCGUGCCGCGCGACGCGCGUGUCCAUUCUCUCGCCUGCCGCCGCGCCGAGCGCUCGGGAACAUGCUGGCCAGAGUCCUCGCGCUGAGCUCGUGUGUGUGCUCGCUGCUCGCCUACUCUCUCCAUGCAGGGAAUGUCGCAGAAAGCCAGUCCGUAUUGGACCCGGACGGCCAGCUGGUGUUGAGAUGGCGUGUAGACUACGCCAACCGGAGGGUUCAAUUUCAGUUGCUAGUGGCCGAGUCAGCGCCCGUGUUCAAAUGGUUGGCUCUCGGCUUUUCCGAUCGAGGGGACCUGGAGAAUUCAGAUGUGUGUGUGCUGUGGACUGAUUAUAACGGCUCUGAGCACUUCGAGGACAUGCACGCAGACGGCUCCGGGCGCCUGCUCCACGACCCGCGACAAGACUGUGAGGGCUUUCACCUUGACGGGAGGACACGCACCAUCCUCUUUGAACGCCCCUUCGACACCUGCGACGAUCACGAUUACAUCAUCGAGGAAGGAACAGUCCACGUGGUCUGGGCUAGAGGAACCGACAAACUGUUCUCAUCUCAAGGGCUCUGCUUGACUUGCACAACUACUAAAAAUCAUGGCUUCAUCAGAGUACGGCUCCUGACCCCUGUGAAUAGACCUAAAACUGAAGGAACACAAUACCACUUCACAAAUAAAGAUCUUAAGGUUCCAGGUAGUGAUACUACUUAUUGGUGCAGAGUAUUCAAGCUGCCUGAUUUCAUUACUGAGAAGGUUCAUCAUAUCACACAGUUUGAAUCAGUUAUAACUCGAGGAAAUGAAGGCUUGGUACACCAUAUGGAAGUAUUCUACUGUGACGUGGAUCCUAAGAAAGAAGUCCCAUUAUACGAAGGCAAUUGCUUUGCUCCAGAUAGACCUGCGAUUACCAAUAAAUGCUCUAAGGUAAAAGCGGCAUGGGCAAUGGGAGCUCGUCCAUUUACGUACCCUGACGACGCUGGUUUACCUCUUGGUGGGCCUCAGGCAAGCAAAUUCGUCAUGCUGGAGGUGCAUUACAAUAAUCCAGAAAUGAGAAAAGAUUGGGUGGAUAGUUCUGGCAUCAUGCUGUACGUGACCCCGAACCGGCGUAAAUACGACGCGGCGAUCAUGGAACUGGGCCUCGAGUAUACGGACAAAAUGGCGAUUCCGCCGGGACAAGACGCAUUUCCCCUAACCGGUUACUGCGUGCCACAGUGCACCGGCGUUGGUCUCGCGGCAGAAGGCAUCACUGUCUUCGGCAGUCAGUUACACACGCACUUGACAGGUGUGGCAGUUUGGACGAGACAUUCACGACGCGGCGUGGAGCUGCCAGUGCUGAACCGUGACAUGCACUAUUCCACGCAUUUCCAGGAAAUCAGGCUACUGCAUAAGCCUGUUAAAGUCUUGCCGGGUGACUACUUGGAAACAACCUGCAUCUACCGCACGCUGGACCGCCCUAACGCCACAAUUGGAGGUCAUGCCAUAACGGACGAGAUGUGCGUCAACUACAUCCACUACUACCCUGCCACGAGCCUCGAGGUCUGCAAGAGUGCUGUCUCAAACGCCGCCCUGGAGAGCUUCUUUAAUUUUGAGAGGAACUGGGAUAACAUGUCGAUCUCCAAGUCAUCGCCACCUCGCCAGAGUUACUUGUCCAUCGACCCGUGGAGCCCGCUAAGAGUGAGCGCGUUACACACGCUCUAUACGGAGUCGCCAAUAUCCAUGCAGUGCAACCAGUCCGAUGGGCACCGCUUCCAGGGUGACUGGGAGGGCUUGCCUAUCCCCAAAAUCAAGCUCCCUCUUCCAGCGGAAAGACGUGUCUGUCCUAAUACCCACAAUGGAAUUCAGUUCAAAAAAUGAAUAAGCAUUAUCAAUCAAGCAUGACCAUAAGCAUCUGUCUUACCCUAAUAUACUUGUAAUUAAUUCAAAGAGUACCUAGGUGUAUUUGUCAAAUGGUCGAUGUCUCUUGUAUCACUAGAACAUAGGUGUUAAAUUAUUUGAUAUAUAUUUUACUUCGAUCACGCCAUUUGGAAAAAAAAAUAUAGUUGUUUUUUACUGCAAAGUUUGGCUUACCAAACUACCUAUACAAUACAACAAACAAAAUUGUAUGAGAACUAAAA
Molecule: messenger RNA, 2189 nt
Organism: Leguminivora glycinivorella
Lineage: Eukaryota; Metazoa; Arthropoda; Insecta; Lepidoptera; Tortricidae
Gene: Tbh
Product: tyramine beta-hydroxylase
Exons: 11
Coding region: 157-1929 (590 amino acids)
Biological process (GO): octopamine biosynthetic process; dopamine catabolic process; norepinephrine biosynthetic process
Cellular component (GO): secretory granule membrane
Molecular function (GO): copper ion binding; dopamine beta-monooxygenase activity
Source: RefSeq, a predicted model, not a curated record